CCCUAUGCAUAGAAGUUUGUUUGAAAACUUAUCAAAUGAAACUGGAGAAAACGGCUUUUCGCGAGCAGUGUUUUGAAAAGUGAUUGCCAUUGUAACAGGCUUGUUUGCUGUCGCUACACUGGCGAGCUAGUCCAACAAAUUAGCCGCGUGAUCCGUGUAAAUGGAGGACAUCGAACUUUUUAUAAAGGUUGUGCAGCAGAAAAGGCUUGCCAAUCAACAUGAGCUGGACCGUCUCGACGCGGAGCCUAAGGAGCACAAGAAGUUCAUGAAAGAAUUGCGCGGCUUGCAGAAGGAAAGAGAACAAUGCAAGAAGAACAUCGCGAAACACCUCGGUACGAUUACGUCGCAAAAGCACUCCAUACAUAAAAUUGUACACUCCACGAAGGACGUCUCGGGCCUGCCUGUGCCGCACGAUUAUGCACAGGACAUGAAGACCAUGUUCGUCGAUGCGACUGAAUUCUUAAACAAAGCAGAUGGCAUUCACAAAGCGUUCGCUAAUGUCAAGGAGAAUAAUGUGGAUCCUUUAAGCUUGAUUCGAGAUGUGACAACGUGCACGGAAACUGUAGAAAACAAGUUAUAUCAAACAAAGUGUAGUAUCGCUCAACUGGAAACACUGAAGGGAAAUAUAGCGGCGCUCCAGCAGCAUAUCUUGAACAGUAGCAAUAGUACUAACGAUGAGAAUGUGAGUUUAGAUAUUUUCAAUGGCGAUUCAAUGGACAGCGAGUCAACUAUCGAACAAUAAAUAUAUCGACUUUUAUUGUCUGUUACUUAGAAUAUAACGUAUAAAAUACUUAAGCAGACGGUGUUUUCGUGAAAAGUAUAUAACACACAUUUGUCGAAUGUUGUAUCAAAAUCUCAUGGCAGUCACAUAUAUUGAAUGUUAUCCAAUUGAUCGUCCAGAUUCAACUUCAACAUUACUAAUUGAGGAUCAACGACUUCCUGAAAAAUAAUUAUAUGUACAUCGUAAAAUAUUGAGUUAGAAAA
Molecule: messenger RNA, 984 nt
Organism: Vollenhovia emeryi
Lineage: Eukaryota; Metazoa; Arthropoda; Insecta; Hymenoptera; Formicidae
Exons: 6
Coding region: 161-742 (193 amino acids)
Source: RefSeq, a predicted model, not a curated record